Molecule: messenger RNA, 762 nt
Organism: Austrofundulus limnaeus
Lineage: Eukaryota; Metazoa; Chordata; Actinopteri; Cyprinodontiformes; Rivulidae
Source: RefSeq, a predicted model, not a curated record
AUGAUGAUCAUAUUUUAUGUAGCUCUCAUCGUCACUGCUGCACAAUGCAGAGAAGAGCAAAACUUUUCAACAAAGACGGUUAAUGUUGGUGAAGAUGUCACUCUAACAUGUAGCAAAAAGUCUAAAGGCACAGGACAGAUAGUCUGGAUGAAACUUGUUCCUGGAAACYUGCCUGAAGUCUUAGCUGUAGCUUACACUUUUGAUGAUGGCAUUGUUAAAAUAACUCCUCACUUAACAGCAAAACAUGAACCUGGAUUAUUUGUUCUCCAUAUAAUCCAAAUAAAACCGAAUGAUUCCGCCUUUUACUACUGCGAAGAAAUACUUGAACGCUGGAAAACAGUUCUUAAUGCCACAUUUAUCAUCGUCAAAGGACCUGAACCUAAAAACAAACUGAUCAUUCAAGACCGUCCAUCUGCUGAUGUUCAUCCAGGAGACUCUGUAACUCUCCAGUGUUCUGUCCUCUCUGACUCUGACCAUCAGAUGUGUCCAGAUAAUUACAGUGUUCACUGGUUCAGAGCUGGAUCGGAUCAAACUCAUCCCAGACUCAUUUAUGUUCAUGGUAAUGGUGGAGAGAAAUGUGAGAGCAGUCCAGAGACUCGCGUUCAACAGGAAUGUGUCUACAACUAUUCAUGGAGCAAAAUCAGCUCCUCUGAUGCUGGAACUUAUUACUGUGCAGUGGCCUCAUGUGGAMAGAUACUGUUUGGAAAUGGAGCAAAACUGGACAUUAAAGGUAUUAUUUUUAUUAUUUUUUUUAAUUUGUGA